Messenger RNA from Drosophila montana, 5130 nucleotides. RefSeq lists its product as uncharacterized. Bases 207 to 4310 code for a protein of 1367 amino acids. The record is from RefSeq and is a predicted model, not a curated record. The transcript is spliced from 7 exons. NCBI's taxonomy places the organism in Eukaryota, Metazoa, Arthropoda, Insecta, Diptera, Drosophilidae. Gene Ontology annotation, molecular function: mRNA binding. Gene Ontology annotation, cellular component: ribonucleoprotein complex; nucleus.
UGUUGAAGCUGUCGCUAUGCUCGAUGUAUCGAUGUAUUUUUAUUUUACAUGGCCACUACAUUGCUGUGAAGUCGCCGCUUUGAAAGCGUUUACGGGAAGAAAAGUGCAAAAUAAAAAGUUUUAUUUUAAUUAGUGCAAGUGUUUAUCCCAUGCAACAAAAGGAAGCUAGAGCAUAGUUGUGGGAAAAAUUGAACCCGAACCCAAUCAUGCCCAAGCCGGACAGUAAAAAGCAAAGGGCCAAAUAUAAAACGGAGGACGACGAGGGCUCAGACGUUGAAGACAAGAACUCGGACGAUGCCAUAGAACAGGAGGCCGAUAGCCAGGAAGGUGGCGAAGACAUGGAGGCUGACAGUGAUGAUGACGAUGACGAUGACGACGAUGAUGAUGACGACGACGACGACGACGACGAAGACGACGACGACGAGGACGAAGACAACAAGAAACGGACAACUGACAAAAAAAAGCAGCAGCAGCAGCAGCAGCAUAAAUCACAACAGGAACUGGAACAAUCUGAUGAUGACGACAGCGAUGACUCCGACGAGGACAACAAUGAGGAGGACAACAACGUUGACAGCAACAGUGAACAGCAGCAGCAGCAGCAGCAACAACAACAGCAGCAGCAACAGCAACCACCACCCCAGCAACAGCAACAACAGCAACAGCAUCAAGAGGACCAAGAGAGCAACGCCAGCGAAGGAGCGGUCGCUGGCGCUGCUGCCGUCGUCACCGCCAACGCUGCUGAGGAUCGUACGAGUGCAACGAAUCUGAUCAUCAACUAUUUACCACAGGAUAUGACAGAUCGUGAGUUGUACAAUUUGUUCAGCAGUUGCGGCUCCAUCAAUACAUGCAAAAUUAUGCGAGACUACAAGACCGGAUACAGCUUUGGCUAUGGCUUCGUCGACUACAACUCGGAGGCGGACUCCGAGGAGGCGAUACUAAAACUCAAUGGAUUCUAUGUGCGCAAUAAGCGCUUGAAGGUAUCUUAUGCACGACCCGGCGGGCAAUCGAUCAAGGACACUAACCUGUACGUGAUCAAUCUGUCCCGCAACAUCAACGAUGAUCAGCUGGAUCGGAUAUUCUCCCCAUACGGCUUGAUCGUCCAACGUAACAUCUUGCGGGACAAGCUAACAGGUCGCCCACGGGGCGUUGCAUUUGUACGUUACAAUAAGCGCGAGGAGGCGCAGGAAGCAAUCAAGGCCCUCAACAAUACGGUGCCGGAGGGCGGCUCACAGCCAAUCUGGGUGCGGCUGGCUGAGGAGCACGGCAAGGCGAAGGCCGCACAAUUUAUGUCACAAAUUGCGGGCGGGCCGCACAUGGGCCCGCCGCAGCAACAACAGCCGCCGCACCACAUGAAUCCCCACAUGCAGCAGCAGCAGGCGCACCAGCAUCAUUCGCACCACCAGCAGCAGCAGCAGCAGCAGAUGCAUCAUCAGCACCAUCAGCAGCAGCAGCAGCACCAGCAGCAGCAGCAGCAACAACAACAGCAGCAGCAACAUCAUCAUCAUCAUCACAGUUUGCCACCACCGCCACCGCACCACAUGCAACAGUUGCAUCAUCAUCCGCACGGAGGAGGUGGCGGCGGGAUCGGUGUCGGUGUCGGCGUCGGUCUGCCACAGCCGAUGCACGGCGGUGGCGGGGGCGGCGGCGUCGGCUAUCACCAUAUGGCACACAGAGGUAGAUCAAAUAGAACAACACGAUCUCAAAAACCGCAUCCAUAUAACCAUGCACAGAAAUUUAUUUAUGUUCAUGCUGCCAUUGCCUAUCAGAAUAUUGCCAAUGCCCCGACCACAAGCACAGCUGCGACUGCAGCGGCAGCAGCAGCAGCAUCAGCAGCAGCAGCGCCAGCAGCAACAGCUGUGCGACGGCAAAAGCGUUGCAGCUGCAACUGCAGCGGCGCCCACGGCGGCGCCCACAGCAGCAGCAGCAGCCACAACGGCGGCGGCGGCAAUGGCCUACAGCAACAACAACAGCACAACAGCAACGGCAGCAUCAACAGUAACAGCAAAUACAGUAAUUCAACCACAACAGCAACAGCAACAACAUCAGCAGCAGCAGCAGCAGCAGCAACAACAACAGUCAUUAAUGCAACAGCAACAACAACAACAACAACCUUAGCUGCAGCGAUACACAGCGACAGCAACAAUGCUGCAACAGGCACAGCAGCUGCAACAGGCACAGCAGCUGCAACAGCUCUGGCAGCAGCAGCAACAACCCUUACAGCGACUGCAAUUGAAACAGCAGCAGCAACAACAGCAACAACAUCAGCUUCAGCAGCAGCUACAUUGACAGUUGCAACAACUUUAGCUGCAACAACUACUUUGGCAGCAAUACCCGCAACGACAACAACAACAACAACGAACGAAAACACGAAUGCAAACAGAGUUGCCACCGCCAAUGCGUCUGCAAAUGCAACAGCAAUACUGCAACAGCAGCGAUUGCUACAACCGCUGCAACUGCCACGACCUCAGCCACUCCAACAACGGCCCCAACAGCAGCAACAACUGCAACAACAGCGGCCACAGCAGCAACAGCAACGACAACAGCAGCAGCAACAGAUGCAACAACGGCCCCAACAACAACGGCACCAACAGAUGCAACAACGGCCACAGCAGCAACAACAACGGCCACAGCAGCAACAACAACGGCACCAACAGCAACAACAACGGCCACAGCAGCAACAACAACGGCACCAACAGCAACAACAACGGCCACAGCAGCGCCAACAAUUGUCACAACGGCCACAGCUACAGCAACAACGUUCCCAACAAAUGCAACAAAGGCCCCAACAUAUGCAACAAAGGCCCCAGCAGAUGCAACAAAGGCCCCAACAUAUGCAACAACAACGGCCCCAACAGCAGCAACAACGGCCGCAGUUGCAGCAACAAAGGCCACAGCUGCACCAACGGCAGCAACAAAGGCCACAGCAGCAGCAACAAAGGCCGCAGUUGCAGCAAGAAAGGCCACAGCAGCAGCAACAACGGCCGCAGUUGCAGCAACAAAGGCCACAGCAGCAGCAACAAAGGCCGCAGUUGCAUCAACAACGGCCGCAGUUGCAUCAACAACGGCCGCAGUUGCAUCAACAACGGCCGCAGUUGCAUCAUCAACGGCCACAGCAGCAGCAACAAAGGCCGCAGUUGUAUCAACAACGGCCACAGCUGCACCAAUAUCGGCCACAUCUGCACCAAUAUUGGCCACAACAGCAGCAGCCGCAAAUGCCACAAUUUCAGCAGCAAGUGCCACAAUAUCCACCGCAUAUGCUACAAUUUGAGCCGGAAAUGCCACAAUAUCUACCGCAAAUGCCAAUAUUUGAGCCGGAAAUGACACUAUUUGAGCCGGAAAUGCCACAAUUUGAGCCGGAAAUGAUACAAUAUCUACCGCAAUCGCCACAAUUUGAGCCGGAAAUGCUACAAUAUCCACCUCAAAUGCCACAAUUUGAGCCGGAAAUGGCACAAUAUCCACCGCAAAUGGCACAAUAUCUACCUCAAAUGCCACAAUUUGAGCCGGAAAUGGCACAAUAUUCACCGCAAAUGCCACAAUUUGAGCCGGAAAUGCUACAAUAUCCACCUCAAAUGCCACAAUACCCACCUCAAAUGCCACAAUACCCACCUCAAAUGCCACAAUAUCCACCUCAAAUGCCACAACAAUAUCCACCGCAAAUGCCACAACAAUAUCCACCACAAUACCCACCACAACCACCCCAACAACCGAUGAACAUGCAACCUUUACCGUUGUCGGGCUUGCAACCAAUUUAUGCCCGUGAUAGCAAUGGCAAUUUAUCGCCCACCCCGUACGUUUUGGCGCCCGCCAAUUAUGCGGCGCUGCCGUAUGCUAUGGUACCCUAUGGGACAACAACAACGACGACAACAACGACAACGACAUCGAUUCAUGGUGGCAGCUGCGUCUAUUAUCAUUAUGCGAAUGCCAGCUAUGUGAAUAGCAUUAACUUAUACGAUCAGAAUACGGGCCAGAUGUCCGUCAUGGGCGUGGUCUAUGUGGCAUACAAGCGCAACAGUCCCGAGGCGGCGGCAGCAUUUGCGCAAGCCCAGGCCCAGGCUCAGGCUUUUGCCAUGGCCCAGGCGGCGGCAGCAGCAGCAGCAGCGGCUGCAGCAGAGGAGGAGGAAGAAUAUGAAUAUGAAUAUGAGGGGGAGUAUGUGGUGGAGGAGGUGGAUGAUGAUGAGGAUGAGGUGGAGGUGGAGGUGGAGGUGGAGGAGCAGGAGCAGGAGCAGGAGCAGCAUGGUGAGGAGGAGGUGGAGGAAGAGGAGUUGUUGCAGACGCACAGCAGACGCGGCGGCGGUGGUAGCAGCUCGUAAAAAGCAUCGGAAAAAGAAAGUGAAGAUGAAAAUACAAAACAAAAGAAAACUAAAACUUUUUUACCUAUUUUAAAUAUAAGAAUUGUUGUUGUUGUUGUUGUUUGUAAAACCUUUUCCCCCCGAAAAAUGAAUCUAUGUGCUGAAUGUGAAACAAAGAGAACCCCAAAACAUAUGUAUAGAUAUACGAUAUAUGCUAUAGAUCUAUCUAUAUAUAUAUAUAUAUAUAUUUAUAUAUUUACAAAUAUAUGUGUGUAUAUAUAUACAGGCAGCCGACCCAAAAAAUAUUUAAUAUGCCAAACACAGAAGAAAACAAAAGCUCGCAAAAAUUAUAUAUAUUCAAAAAGAGACAGAAAACGUUUUGAAACAUGUGGAAUACAAAUAAUGAAAAGGCUAAUUAAAAAUACGUUUUGGGCAUUUACGGCAUUAAAAAUUAUAACUAAAAACAAAACAAAUAUAUAUAUAUAUAUAUAUAUAUAUGUAUAUGAAUAUAUGAAUAUAUAUUUUUAAAGAACAAGAAACUGAACUCGAAAGCAAUUGGCAGCAAGGAGAAUUCGCAAAGAGCAGCAAAAUGCAAAUGAAAGCGAACCGAACACAAAAGAAACAACAAGAGAAAACAACUUGCAAAUAUGUAACACACACACACACACACACACACAUACACACACACACACCAUAUACACACACUUGUAUUUGUUUAGCAAUAAUUAUUGAUUUAAAUUUUUAAUUGUUCAAUUUGACCAACUAAAACGAAUUUUAUUUUGCAUGUGCCCAGGCACACGAACUACACACAACCUCAAAGGCACACACACACACACACACA